UUAUAACGUGAUUGGGCAGGCACGCUGUUUAUAUCUUGUGGAAGCGGACGUGAAAACAGACUGUCGCCGCUGUCCCCACUCAGGUCCGCAUGGAGCUGGAGGCCAGCUCCGGCUGAAUUCCGGGAGAUUUUCGGGAGAAAAUUUCUUCCGGGAGGUUUUCAGGAGAGGCGCUUGGCAGGAGUGGUGGUCUAACAGGCUAUAGAAGGAGAGAAAGGGGGAGGUUGGUACAGUAAAAAAGUGUGUGAAGUCAGCAGGAGCUCCACGGGGCGUGUCCCUGCACCGGCUCUUAGGGCAGAGUGGCUGCACUUCCACACAUCCCGGAGCAGGACCAUGCCGUGCACGGCUUGAUUGUAGCCUAGAAUAAACACAACUACUUAUUUAGAACUAUUCCAAAAAAAAAAAACUGAUUGAAGAUACAGCAGAUUUGUCAUGCGUGCACGCGGAUGGAUCCCGUCCGCGCGUCCGGGCUUCGUCUUGCUGUGCGGUUAUUUCUCCAUCCUGUGCGGCGUGAUGGUGAUGAUGAUGAUGAUGGUGCAUCAAGCCGAGGCUGGCUGCAGGGACCGGGAGAGUCCCAACUGCUGCACCGGCAGAAACAACGACUGCUUCGAGCACACCAGGAGGAAGACGGCGUGCUACUGCGACACGUACUGUCAGAGGACUGGAGACUGCUGCGAGGACUACCAGAGUGUCUGCCAAAUAUCUGCAGCCAUUGACUGUGUGGUGGGCUCAUGGGGUCUCUGGUCCUCAUGCACGUCUCCAUGCGGAGUGGGCAGCACCGAAAGAAGCCGCCAAGUGUCCGUCCCUCCUCGAAACGGAGGCACCCCCUGCCCGGACCUCAAACAGCGCCGAGGGUGCUUCGGAAACAACGAAAUAUGCAGCACAGCGAAAGAGGUGGCAAAGAUCCUUCCAGAUUCCUUCCAGAGGAACUUUAAGGACCCUUGGAGGAGGCCUCACAUGUUGAUAAAGGAGGCGAAGGCCAGCUACUGCGUGUAUUUGAGGGUGAAACAAGCAAGCGCGCCGUGCAAACUCCAACUGUGGAGUGCUCAGCUGGUGAGAGAGAGGCUGGUGUGUGCCGAGUGCCAGAGUGACGCCAUGUCCAAGUCAGACCGAUGUGGAGGAGGCGGUUUUGAAGGCACCAGAACUUUCUGGGCAGCAGCUUCAGUCAUAGGCUGCCAUGGCUCGUGGGUGCGAGAGUCGUCGUCCGAAGGCUGCCGAUGUCCACCUUUCUCUGUCCUCUUUGUGUGAUCGGCCACGGGGCCUAAGCACAUCACCACGUCGAAGGACCAGUUUGUCCACAAUCAGCUCCUGCAAAACUCUAGCAAGGCCUUGUCAGUCAAGCCCCCAGAUCCAGAAUCUCUGGAUGGAUGGCUUCACUCAAGGAGAUCAGCAGCAUCCUGCCACUUGUAUUCGUAUUUUUCAGCUCAUACUCGAUUGUACUGCAUUACUUAGUACGCACGCAGCGACCCGUGCUUCGGUUUUGACUGCCACCUUGUUGUUACUUUCUUUCCUCCAAGCACAGCAAGCUUCACAUGCAUUGUUACCUCUUCUGCUAUCUACCUCUAUAAACGACAUUGCGUAAUAUGCAAAAAAAAAAAAAAAGAUUUUGCUUUAUGCAUUUUCUACUCUUGAUCGUAAUGUUUAUUGUAAUAUAGCUAUAUGUAUUUGUAUCCUCACCUUUUUUACAGUUUAAGGCUGAUUGAAAGGUUUUUUGUUUUGUUUUUACAAAUGGGACACAGAGUCUUGUUCUUUUUUUGUCCAUUUUAAACAGUGGAACCUCUAAAGUUGAUUUUCAAAGAAGCUACACCAGAAUCCACAGACUUAGACCUCGAUGAUGACCAUAGAACAAGAAAUGAGCCUUAAGAGACGACGUAGAAAAGCGGUACACGCUGCUCAGUACAAUAUAGCUAAGUCGACACUUAUAGAAAAGAACGGAACAAAGUGCGAUAGUUUUAAGUGAAGACACCAGCAUGUGAGCAUGUCUGUCAUCAGUGGUCAUCAAGGGUGAGUACACGUUUUAUUGUUUAUUGGUUUUUAUUGAUUGGAAACUGUUAACUUCUUUUUACACGUGUAUGAUAACGUCAAAUAGUCAAAUGUAUGGCAUUUUUAUGACAACCAUGGGUACUUUAACUUUUUAAGCAGUCAUCCUUUAUAUCUCCAUAAGCAUGCGUACAGAUUACAAUAUGUUCCUUUAAUAUUACAAUCUAGUCAUAUUAUCAUAUUUUUUCGAGCAAAAUGUAAACUUUUUGGCAAAAUUGAACUUUAUUCAUAGUGUUAUAGUUUGUCCCAAAUGCUGUAUUGACCUGAAUAUAAGACAACCAUUUUUUCAAGCCCUAUCCUUUGGAAAAUUAUUCUUUAUGACAAAAAUCAAAUACUUUUUUUACAAUCAUGUUUUUAUUUCAGUGAAAUAACAGUAUACAAAAUGGUUGUAUUUCAUAUCAUCCCUCCCCAUUUUGCUAACUUGCGUACAGCGGGCCUCUGUUGGCGGCGGCAUCUCUCCAAGUCAUUGGGGUGUGCGCGAAUGCCAGUAAGAAAAGCUUCGACUCGCUUUGUUGUUUGGUACCACCUGUUGGGUUGCAUAUAUACAGUAUAUACAAAACCCAAAACCAGUCAAGUUGGCACGUUGUGUAAAUCGUAAAUAAAAACAGAAUACAAUGAUUUGCAAAUCUUUUUCAACCUAUAUUCAAUUGAAUAGACUGCAAAGACAAGAUAUUUAACGUUCGAACUGGAAAACUUAGUUAUUUUUUGCAAAGAUUAGCUCAUUUGUAAUUUGAUGCCUGCAACAAAAGCUGGCACAAGUAGCAAAAAAGACUGAGAAAGUUGAGGAAUGCGCAUCAAACACUUAUUUGAAACAUCCCACAGGUGAACAGGGUAAUUGAGAACAGGUAGGUGUCAUGAUUGGGUAUGAAAGCAGCUUCCAUGAAAUGCUCAGUCAUUCACAAACAAGGAUGGGGCGAGGGUUACCACUUUGUGAACAAAUGCGUGAGCAAAUUGUUUAAGAACAAUAUUUCUCAACCAGCAAGGAAUUUAGGGAUUUCACCAUCUACAGUCCGUAAUAUCAUCAAAAGGUUCAGAGAAUGUGGAGAAAUCACUGCACGUAAGCAGCAAGGCUGAAAACCAACAUUGAAUGCCCGUGACCUUCGAUCCCUCAGGUGGUACUGCAUCAAAAACCGACAUCAAUGUGUAAAGUAUAUCACCACAUGGGCUGAGGAACACUUCAGAAAACCACUGUCAGUAACUACAGUUCGUGGCUACAUGUGUAAUGCAAGUUAAGACUACUAUGCAAAGCGAAAGCCAUUUAUCAACAACACCCAGAAAUACUUUCGAGCUGCACCCGAGCUCAUCUAAAAUGGACUGAUGCAAAGUGUAAAGGUGUUCUGUGGUCUGACGAGUUCACCUUUUAAAUUGUUUUUAGAAACUGUGGACGUCGUGUCCUCCGGACCAAAGAGGAAAAGAACCAUUUGGAUUGUUAUAGGCGCAAAGUUGAAAAGCCAGCAUCUGUGAUGGUAUGGGGGUGUAUUAGUGGCCAAGGCAUGGGUAACUUACACAUCUGUGAAGGCACCAUUAAUGCUGAAAGGUACAUACAGGUUUUGGAGCAACAUAUGUUGCCAUACAAGCAACAUUAUCAUGGACGCCCCUGCUUAUUUCGGCAAGACAAUGCCAAGCCAUGUGUUACAACAGUGUGGCUUCAUAGUAAAAGAGUGCGGGUACUAGACUGGCCUGCCUGUAGUCCAGACCUGUCUCCCAUUGAAAAUGUGUGGCCACAACGGCGACCCCGGACUGUUGAACAACUUAAGCUGUACAUCAAGCAAGAAUGGGAAAUAAUUCCACCUGAAAAGCUUAAAAAAUUGGUCUCUUCAGUUCCCAAACGUUUACUGAGUAUAGUUAAAAGGAAAGGCCAUGUAACACAGUGGUAAAAAUGCCCCUGUGCCAACUUUUUUGCAAUGUGUUGCUGCCAUUAAAUUCUAAGUUAAUGAUUAUUUGCAAAAAAAAAAUACGUUCCUCAGUUUGAACAUUAAAUAUUUUGUCUUUGCGGUCUAUUCAAUUGAAUAUAAGUUGAAAAGGGUUAGCAAAUCAUUGAAUUCUGUUUUUAUUUACGAAUUACACAUCGUGCCAACUUCACUGGUUUUGGGUUUUGUAAAUGUAUUAUGUUAAAAGACCUGUUCUGUUUUUAAGACGUUUUAUCUUCGAAAAAAAUAUUACAUUUAGGUCAAUACAGUACUUCUUUGUAUUGCAAAAGUUAGGUUUGAGAACACUUUUUUUUUUUACAUUUCAUAUCGGCGGUAACUUCUUUUUACACAUGUUGAUUGUUAAAACUUUACUUACAAAUACAUGUCUGUACAAUCCAAUUUUUAUUGACCCUGAAAUAAGUUAUUUUUUAAUAACAUUAUUGCCCAUGAGAAAAUGUUGUUUCAAAUAACCAAAUAUUUGACCUUAGAGGUUCCACAAGUGUUUCCAUUCAGUUAAAUCCCAUUAUCAGGUAUGAGUGACUACUCAGGUGCUUAAAGUAGAUUUAUUAGUCUUGGCUAAAAUAAAUCCAACGACUUUUUAGGCAGAAUCUCGUAGGAGUGGGAAAAAAAGCCAUUUAACAACAUGUCAACAUCAUUAAAGAAUUUUCCCUCCCUUCCUCAUUAGACAUUCAGUUACCUUCACAUGGGACUUUUAUCAAUAAUCAUCCUUUUUUCUACCUUUUUACUCCCAAUUUGUAUUCAUUAAUGGCCCAAAAAGGUCAGACACAGCACUUCUUCAUGUGUGUUUCUUCCUGCCAAAAACCAGCAGAUUAACGUAACAUUCUUGACUUGGACAACACAGCUCAUUCAAGCGCACGAAUCCCAGAUACCACACACACAUACCAGAACGUUCCUUUAGGUGCCAAAACCGUGACUUGUUAUACCCCUCCCCACCACUUGUCUGUGUUUGUGUGUAUUUAUUAUUAAACAUUGCAUUUAUUAGUGCCGCGCAUUAUCCUCAUGUACACUCUCCACUAGUGAAAAAAUCAACUAUUUUAUUGUCAACCCUCCUCUUCCUGUCAUAUAUUCUGAUGUCAGAAAUAAAGUCUUCUA
This is a messenger RNA of Entelurus aequoreus (snake pipefish), 5060 nucleotides long. Its product is annotated as somatomedin-B and thrombospondin type-1 domain-containing protein. The record is from RefSeq and is a predicted model, not a curated record. NCBI's taxonomy places the organism in Eukaryota, Metazoa, Chordata, Actinopteri, Syngnathiformes, Syngnathidae. The coding region runs from base 430 to 1245 and encodes 271 amino acids. The transcript is spliced from 5 exons.